AUGCAGAACCUGAAACACACCUACAGGCAGACGUCGAAAGCGAGUAGUACCUCACCGUUCCCAUCGCGAACGCGACGCGCCACUUACCGCGUUCUACUUUACGGCAGUCGGAUCAAACGCAUCUCGGGGCCGCAUUCGAAGCAUUUCAAAGCGGCGUGUUUGUGUCACGCUCCGAUCCAAUUUGCGUUCCGAAAACGGGAUCAUUACGGAGCGGGGCCACUCGACGAUGAACACUGCACGUCGAGUUUUGGAAAGAGACGAUCGACUUAUUUCGCCUUCGUAGAGCGCUAUCUCCGUCACGCACUGUCUGUGACGUUCGUCAGCGUGCGAGCACAAGUGUGCGACAGGGAUAGCGCUCUAGGAAUCCGAUAUAAGGCAAUCGUCUCUUUCCAAAGGUCGACGUGCAAUGUUUGUCGCGGAGUAUUU
This is a messenger RNA of Iphiclides podalirius (scarce swallowtail), 426 nucleotides long. NCBI's taxonomy places the organism in Eukaryota, Metazoa, Arthropoda, Insecta, Lepidoptera, Papilionidae. The record is from the annotation of a GenBank genome assembly.